Molecule: messenger RNA, 491 nt
Organism: Aricia agestis (brown argus)
Lineage: Eukaryota; Metazoa; Arthropoda; Insecta; Lepidoptera; Lycaenidae
Product: histidine triad nucleotide-binding protein 1-like
Exons: 5
Coding region: 69-452 (127 amino acids)
Biological process (GO): purine ribonucleotide catabolic process
Cellular component (GO): nucleus; cytoplasm
Molecular function (GO): hydrolase activity
Source: RefSeq, a predicted model, not a curated record
AUGCCGUUGUCACUUGUCAGAUAUCCUUUGGGCUUUGAGCAAUUUUCUUGAUUUUUCCAAUAAUAAAAAUGGCUGGAGAAGUUGAACUAGCUCAAUCUGCUGCUCCUGGAGGAGAUACAAUUUUUGGGAAAAUCAUCAGGAAAGAAAUUCCGGCUAAAAUAGUGUUUGAAGAUGACCAAUGCAUGGCAUUUCAUGAUGUGAACCCACAAGCUCCAACCCAUAUACUGGUAAUCCCAAAGAAGCCUAUACCGCAACUUUCUAAGUCUGAAGAUGCAGAUGAACAACUUCUUGGUCAUCUUCUAGUUGCUGCACGAAAAAUUGCUGCUCAAGAAGGCUUGGACAAAAGUGGAUUCCGUUUAGUGGUGAAUGACGGCAAGAAUGGUGCUCAAAGUGUCUAUCAUCUUCACAUUCAUAUCCUAGGUGGACGCCAAAUGCAAUGGCCACCUGGCUAAUACAAUAUCCAUAAUCUCAACAUAUUUUAAAAAAACUGU